AUGGCAAGCAGCUCUGGAGAAGGAACGGCUAAUGGCGAUAUCGAAGUUGCCGGAGAAGUUUUCGAAGAAAUGAAGUCAAUACAGCAGGAACUUGAGCUAGUAGAAAUAGAAAUUGCGAGGCAACGGGUAAAACUUUCUGCUCCAAUUUACGAAAAACGGCGGAAGGUUUUUGAGAAAAUUCCAGAUUUUUGGACGACUGUCUUCGUGAAACAUCCCAUUGUCGGUACAUACUUGGACUACAAUGACAACGAGGUUAUCCGACAUGUCAAAGAUCUAAUUAUCGAAAGGGACGAAAAGGAUUUGGAAACUUACAAGAUUAUCUUAACGUUUUCCGAGAAUCCCUAUUUUUCCAAUACCGAACUUGUCAAGGAAUUUAGCGUGGACGCAGAUGGAACACGACAUAUAAAAUGCAGCGAGAUUGUUUGGCACGAAGGCAAGGAUUUUACAAAGAAGCGUAAGAACGAUGAAGACGAUGAACAGAGCCUAAUCCGAUGGUUCACUGAAACCGACACUGACGACAUUUCUUGGGAAUUGGGAAAAACGAUUAGAGAAAAUCUAUAUAGUGAGGCCUGGGUGCAUUACAAUUACGUUUACGAUGAUUCUGAUCCGGAUGGCGAUGAUGAAGAUGACUUGGAUGCUUACCCUGAUGAGCUGUACGAUGAGCCACCACCGAAACGUAACAAACAAGAUUUAUAA
Acaulospora morrowiae is the source of this 696-nucleotide messenger RNA. The record is from the annotation of a GenBank genome assembly. Lineage: Eukaryota; Fungi; Glomeromycota; Glomeromycetes; Diversisporales; Acaulosporaceae.